Messenger RNA from Biomphalaria glabrata, 8571 nucleotides. RefSeq names its product smoothened homolog. The coding region runs from base 274 to 3444 and encodes 1056 amino acids. Gene Ontology annotation, biological process: central nervous system development; smoothened signaling pathway; positive regulation of smoothened signaling pathway. The record is from RefSeq and is a predicted model, not a curated record. Lineage: Eukaryota; Metazoa; Mollusca; Gastropoda; Planorbidae. Gene Ontology annotation, molecular function: transmembrane signaling receptor activity; patched binding. Gene Ontology annotation, cellular component: plasma membrane; cilium; dendrite. The transcript is spliced from 13 exons.
UGACAUACAUAUUCUUAGUCUAGAGUCUAGAUCUAGAUUACUUACAGCUAUUACUAUUACACCUUACUUGACAUUUUAUUCCGAUUUAGAUCUAGAUUUAUUAAUUUAAACAAUGGUUCAAUGUUGUAUUCAAUAGAGAGAAUGAAAGACCUUUACAUUCUUCAAUUAUUGAAAUGGUGCAGAAAAAAAGUGGAUCUUAAUUAUGCUAAGGAACAUUGGUUUUAGUAAUGUUUGAUUCAAAAGAUUGUUCAAAGGACCAAACAUUUCUUUACAAUGGAGAACAAUGCAAAGAAAAGCUCUUGUCCACCAACUUGCUUAACCUGGAUCACAAGGAUAUUCUGUAUGACAAUCUUUAUUAUCCUGUUGCAAGCAAAGAAGUCGACCACAACUCCCCAGUCUCAGGCCCAAAUUGCUGGAGGCGUUAAUCUCAAAUGCUACAGAAGUACAAAUUUGACAUCCAGUCCUUGUCAAAAUUUGACCUCUAAGAUAUGUAUGGGGACUUCUCUCCCCUUUUCCUCAACUUCUAUCUCAUUGGUCAAUGACUCACUCACUCUGGAGGAUGUUUAUAAGAAGCUGAAGUUGUGGAGUGGGUUAAGAAAUGUACCUCAGUGCUGGGCAGUUGUCCAACCAUUUUUGUGCUCUGUUUAUUUGCCCAAAUGUGAUGAUGUCUUUGGAAUUGAACUACCCAGUAAAGAAGUAUGUGAAAGAACCAGAAAACCUUGCCAAAUUGUUCAAGAAAUCAAUAAUGGAUGGCCAGAUUUUCUUCGCUGUGAUCAUCCAAAUUUUGUGUCAGGCUGUGGACAAGAGACUUAUGAUAAAUUAACAUUCAAUACUACGGGUAAAUGUGAGUCACCCUUGGUGCGUACAGAUAAUCCAGGUAGCUGGUACAAUGAUGUGGAUGGCUGUGGUGUGCCUUGUGAUAACCCUCUGUUUACACCAGAACAACAUAGAGAAGUUCAUACCUUUGUGGCUGUCUUUGGAUCUAUUUGUCUGGCUUGUACUUUAUUUACAGUGUUAACCUUCAUUAUUGACUGGAACAAUGCCAAACGUUAUCCUGCCUUGAUUCUAUUCUUCAUCAAUGCUUGCUUCUUUCUUGGGAGCAUUGGGUGGAUGUCUCAGUUUGUUGGGGAUGCUAGGAGAGAUAUAGUCUGCAGAAAAGAUGGUACAGUUCGAAAAGGAGAACCCAAAGCUAAUGAGAGCAUUUCUUGCACUGUUGUGUUCAUUAUUGUCUACUAUUUCCUGGUCGCUGGUGUCUCAUGGUUUGUCAUGCUCGCCUACGCUUGGUACUUGACUUUCACAGCCUUGGGCACACCAAGGGAUGCAUUGAAAUCAAAGACAGCCUACUUCCAUCUCAUAAGCUGGUGCCUUCCACUUGUCUUGACCAUCAUUUGUUUGGCUAUCUCUGAGGUGGAUGGAGACUCUGUGAGUGGUAUCUGUUUUGUUGGAGGGUUCAACCACAGCAUGCGGGCUUUGUUUGUUUUACUGCCAGUAGGGCUGGUCAUUGUGGUGGGAACAUUCUUUCUAUUGAGAGGUGUGUGUACGUUGAUUAGAAUAAAAAAAGAAGCACCAGUAUUUAUUCCAGAGAAAACAUUUUCAAAGAUUCGAGACACAAUCGUAAGAUUAGGUAUUUUUACAACUGUGGCUUUGAUCUUUGUCUUCAUCACUUUCUCUGUCCAUGUCUAUAUAUUUUCUAAUGAAGACAGAUGGAAGGAAAGUUUCAAAGAUUAUAUGUACUGUAUAGCCAAUGUUUCAGUUACAGAGAUCCAUUCUGAAACACAGUCUGUCUGCACUAUAACUGAUAGACCAAGUCUUGUUGCUAUGGAGAUACACAUUUUUGCUUUUUUUGGUGCAGGCAUUGCAAUGAGCUCAUGGUCAUGGACUAAAGCUUCUCUUUCAGCCUGGGAGAGAUUCUUCAGAUGGAUAUUCCACAAGCCCUCCAACAAACCAGUUAAACUCAAGAGACACAGAAUGAUAGCCCAGGCAUUUCAGAAGAGGAAAGAAAUCAAUCAGGGGAGAGUAUCCAUCAGUUACAGGAGUUCCCAUGAUGAUCCAUUAGGUAUGAAAUUUGAUCUGAACAGUGGAAGUGAUGAUGAGCUGUCCUCCAACUUUGCUAUGGCCAUGCCCAAGUUAGUGUGUAGGAGAGGAGGACUUAUAUUUCCAAUCGCAGGAAUGGGACGCAGAUAUUCUGAUUCAGAUGUCCAGUCUGUUAUUUCUACAAGGCGUGUGUCCAGAGAAUCCUUAAUGUCUUUUAGAGAAAGGCAGUUCUAUAUCAUUCAAAGUGAUGACCUUCCCAUUCGAAGAGGUAAAAAAAAGAAGAAGAAGAAAAGAGGUAAGCUCAACAGACUCAAGCCAGCAAUGGGAAACAUGUUUUCUGGCUUUCGAUUUGGCAGUGGAAGAUUUGGAAAACCCAGGAAAGGAAGUGAUUCCUCCGCCCUCAGCCAGAUGUCAGGGCGAAGUGUUCAGAUUUCUAUGGAGAGAAACAGUAUAGAGACUGUUUCACUUCAGUCUAAUAUGCCUCCAGACAGGGUGUUGCCAGCAGUGACUAAGAGAGAUGAGAAAGUAAGCGGGGUGAAGAGCUCAAGGGUUAUGCCAGUUUCAGAUUUGAGUCCCAGCAAGAGAGAGACAGAUUUUUCCAUAUUUUCUGCCAAAGAUAGUGGCACUGGAACAGCUAGCUUGCCAGGUGAGCUGGUAGAAUCUCACAGUCAUAUUUUGGAGAACAAUCCUUCCUUGCCCGGAGCCCUAGAGGAGGAAGUUGCACCAGAUUUAAGGUCUGAGGCAUCAUCUAUGCUGCAGUCAUGUAGUUCAGCGCCAACAUUAAAGAGAUCAAGGACUCAAACCCCAAAUAGUAAAGGGCUAUCUCCCAGCUUACAAAAGCCAGAGUCUAAGACGCAGACAGCAAGGCCGUCUGCAACAUCCUCUGUGUCGAAGAGUAAACACAAAACCCAAACAUUGACGGUCAAGACACAGCAUGUUGAAGAGGGCAAUAUUCCUUUACACUCUCUUAUGGCGGACAUCUCUGGUGGCAACUGGGGUGUCCUACUGGGCAAAAGUGGGUCUAGCUCUGGCUCGGAUGCUGGUGGUGGCGCAAGUGCCUACAUAGGAGGAUUGAAUCCUUACAUGAGCAGCGGAUAUCCCCCUCUACCCGUCUAUGGACAUAAUCCCUACAUGGCCUAUCCUUCUUACCAGUAUGGAGCCACUCCUUACAUGGGUGUGCCAAGCAUGCAGAUGGGAGGUGCUAGACCAAAAGCCAAAGGACAGUGGGGACAUUUCCCAUACUUUCCAUCCAAUCAGCAAGUACAAUAUAACAAUUAUGGAGGGAAAAAUCAAGAGCGGAGAAUGAUGAGAGAGAGGCAGAGAGAGAGAGAAAUGAGGAGGCCAAAUCAGGCAUACUUCAAUAACACAUUUCAAAUUGAUGAUGCUGAUAUCGAAUAUAUUUCUUCCUAGUAUUUACUUGAAUUUUUACCAUAAUCAAAAACUUAAGUUGUCAUAACUUGUUCAGUGAUUGAGAUUUUAAGGGGAAAAAAAAUUAUUUAGAAAGUACAGAAUUAUACUGUAGAUGCAAUAACCAUCAAUUUCCAAGAAAAAAUAUUUAUCAUAAUUUAUCAUAAUGAGCUUGUAAAAUGAAUCUUUUUUUGGUUGUAUUAUGAGCAAUUAUAUAUAAAGAGAUAAAAUCCAAACUUUUUGCAGAUAAAUUAUGCAUGUAGGCAAAACUAAUCUUUGCAUAUAGAUAAUAAACACUUAAUAAAAUGAAAGUCCAAGUUCUACAACUAUACCAUAAGCUAGUCAUUCACUGAAAUGAGAUUUUCAAACUGUAGUACAAAAUACAUCAGGGUUCGUAGCGCUCCUAAAAACUCCUAAAAUCUCCUAAAAAAUGAAAGUCUCCUAAAAUCCUAAAAUUCUCCUAAAAAUUGCAGAAAGUCUCCUAAAAUUUUGUCCACUCUCCUAAAAUUUUUACCCAAUAUUUUUUUUUAAAUAUAAUUUUGCUUAUUUCUUGCUAAAAAUGUGAGGGGAUAACAACAGCGUUACUAGGCAUUCUGAUCGCAUGACCUUACUGUGUUAAUGACCUGACCAGUGACGCGUCUACACCGCCUUUCACCCACUUGUGAAGCGCGACCUCGUGAUUGAAGAUGGCCUUGGCUCAAGCAAGCAUUUCACCUGGCAGUAUUUUUCUGAAGUCAUUUUAGAAAUGUUUGUUUCCAUUUACUGUUACCACUAAAGAUGCGAUAGAUCUAGUCUGUAGUGACUAUUGUCUAUAAUUAGAGCAAUUACCAGACUAAUUUGUAGGCUACACCCCUCCGGGCCCUCCCUCACCUAAAAUCUUCUUGUUGUAAGUGUAAGAGUGACUUCGCGUGGAAAGUCGGUAAAUCUUCUAGAUCUAGCUAGUCUCUAGUAACUGUAAUAGUAUCUAGAUUUAGAUCUAAAUUAGAUCUAGUGAAGAUAAUUCGCACCUAACCUGAAAACUCCGUGAAUUUUAGUCAAUUUAAUGAUCUCGAUACAUCUAAUGUCCAGAUUACUCUAGAAAUACGCUAGAUUCUAGAUUUACGCUAAAUCACUUAGAGUCUAGUGAAGAUAAUUAACACAAAGAAGUGAAAAGUCCGCAAAUUUAGUGACUUAGAUCUAGACUCUAGAUCUACGGUAUAUCCAGUGAAGAUAAUUUGCAUACUGCCGCGAAAAGUCCGCGAAUUUUAUUGAAAUUAUAUAUAGACUUUAGAUUAACUAUAAAGCACUAGAAUCUAGUGAAGAUAAUUCUCACACAGCCGUGAAAAGUCCGCAAAAUUUAGUGACUUAGAGUUAAAGUCCGCGAAUUUUCCGAAUUAGCUUUAGAGUCUAGAUCUUCUGUAAAUUUAGUGAAGAUAAUAUUCACACAGUGAAAAGUCCGCAAAUUUUCGUGACUUUGAUGUAGACUCUAGAUUUACGCUAAAUCACUAGAAUAUAUAUAGUGAAAAUAUUUCUCUGAAAAGUCCGCGAAUUUUAGUGACUUAGAUCUAGAGUCUAGAUCUACUGUAAAUUCAGUGAAGAUAAUUCUCUCACAGCCGUGAAAAGUGAUUAGUGAUUUAGAUCAAAAGAGUCUAGAUCUACUGUAGAUUUAACGAAAAUAUUUCGCAUACAGCUGUGAAAAGUCCGUAAAAAUUAUUUCACUCAUAAAAGCCAGGGAAACUAUGCCUAUAUGGUUGAAAAAGAUUCUGCUAGGAAAAAAACGUGAAUAGGUCUAAUCCCCCCCCCCAACCCAAAAGCCAUUUUUUAGUAAGCAAAUGUCAACUAAACAUUCAAAUAGGCCAAUAUUACCCUAUAUAUUACUGGCUCUGUUUAUGAAAAGGAUUUAAGUUAACUAAUAAAAGAAUAAAACAUUACCUCAAAUGCACACCAUGACUCUAGUAUCUAUAAGAUACACAUAGGAACUAAAAAUGUACAUUUCCAUCACAGAGAAGAUACAUCAUGAAUAAGGCAUCUCUAAGAAUGCUUCUUAUUUAAAAAAAAUGGAAAAGUAACCAUUUGUAAUGUUUUUAAAUAAAUCUUUGAAAAAAAAAUGUUUGUUUGAGGUUUUGGGAUGACAGUCAAGUUGUUACUUGAUUAAAAGAUAACUUUCAUUACAUUUUCUGUGGACAUACAACAGCUGAUAACAUUGUUUCUGUGGCAUAUUGGCAAGAUAUUUAUUAUUUUAAAAAUCAAAUAACAAUAAUUGAUUUGAUAAAUGCUUAGUUUUGUGUAUGUUUUACUAUGUAUCACACAAAUGGAUAGGAAACACACACACACAUCAUACAUUUCAUCCUUAAAAAAACUCCUAAAAUCUCCUAAAAUUUUGUCAUGAAAAAGUGCUACUAACCCUGAUACAUUUGGACUAGUUGUGCAAUAAAAACUUAACAAAAGUAUAUUUAUUUAAAAAUGUAUUGUUAUUAAUAAUUUUUUUUUUUUUGAAGUGUUGAUCAAUCCGAAAAUAUAACUGUUGUUCAAUUUAGAGAUACUUAAUUUUCCUUUUCUUCAAGUAUGUAAUACUUAAUGGCAAUCUUUGCAGUGGCGUAGCUAGGGGUGGGGUGGAGGGAACUUGAAAAAAAAAGGGGGGGGGGGCUCAAAUGAGUGUCCGAAAUUUGUUUUUACAUUUAAAGAUUACUCCAUUAUCUCAUUUGUAAGCUCCCCUAAAGAGAUCAAGCCUCUGGGCCCUCAAAUCCCUAGCUGUGCUACUGCAUCUUUGUAUAUAAUUUUAGUUCUGUGGUCCAAAUGGGGUGGUGUGAUUCAGUGAGAGUCUGAUUUAUUAGGGUAAAAUAAACAAGGCUUUACAAUGUUACAUUUAGAGCGUUUCUCUACAAAAUCAGGUGCUUUGUUUGCUAGCAAAACAAACAAUUUCUUGUAUUCUUAAUGUUGUUAAUGUAAACAUGGUUUAGUUCAUUUAUUUAGUUCAUUAAUUGAACUCGCAUAUCGACCUUUGUAUUUGAACUUUAUUUUUAAAACUUGGUAUAAAUUUCUUCUAGGUUAAAAAAAUAUAUCUUUUUAUUGAUGUAGCUAAUUGAACAUAAGUGUAGCUUUACAGAAAAAUCAUAGUGACAGAAAUUGCUCAUUGCAUUUGAAGAUACAAGUCUUAAAACAAAACCUACAGUUUAAUUUACAACUGAAGAUAUGAUUUUCAUAUAGAUCUGAUUGUUUUUAAAGAUGUUUAUUUAUUUGUUUGUUUUUUAAAUAGUGUAAAUUUAUGCUAUCAUUAAUGUGUUCAUAAAUGUGUUUUUAUUAAUCAAUGUUAUACAUUUUCUAUUUUUUAAAUCAACGUUAUACAUUUUCUAUCAGGCAUAUUCUACAAAUAUCUGACAUAUGUUAUGCCAGCCAAGACUGCUGAUUUUUAAAACAAAGAUAUUCAAAAAGAAGUGAUUUUUUUUGUGAAGCAUUUAGAUUGGUGUUCUAUGUUGAACUAUGUGUCCAUUAUUGCAGAUAUUACCAUGCUCUUUAACAAAAUAUCCUUUUAUUGUAUACAUAUGAUCAUUAACAUCAGCUCCAUUUCCCUAAACACACAAACUUAUAUUUAAUACUCUUGUAAAAAUUCUUAGGCUCAAAAUAAUAUUAUUUUACAUUAUUAAAAGUCUGGUGUAUGUUUUAUACAAAAAACCUGUCGAAAUCUCAUGUCUUCCAAGCCUUUCACCCUGCCUUAACAUUUUAUAUGACUUUUAUUUCUUGUAUCAGACUAUCAGUCCAGUCUCAUGUUUGAAAGUGCUUGUUCUUAGCAGUGCCUUUAAGUGUAGAUUUUUAAAAUGUUAUUUUCAUUAAGCUUCUCUGAUGUUAGCUUUUUUGUUGACAGUUAAUGGGAAGUUUUUUAGAAUUUCCAGCAUUUUGUUGUCUAAAUUCUUGGUCCUAUUUAUGUAGAAAGAAUAUUUCUAGAGACGUUAUUUUAUUUGAACUGGUUGUUAUUGAUGUGAGAUAAUAAUCCCACCUGAGGAGAAAAUAAUUUGUUAUACUUUGUGUUUAUAUAUACCAUUUAUACACAAAGAUGUGUUCAUAUUUUUUUUUACUGAAAAGGAGAUUUUAAAGUGCUGUUAACUUACUUGUAAAAAGUUUUAGAUAGCAAAUAUUCAGUUAUUAAUAUAUUUUAUGACAUACUGUGUUCCUCUAAUGUUUUUUUUUUUUAAAUGAUGAUUAAAAUGUAUCUUUUUGUUUUAUGGCAGCUUUGCUGUUUGUGCAUAAUACAAUUUUAUUGCACAAUAUAUUCAUGAACUUGUCAUGCCAUAAUAUUUGAAAAAAAAAAUUUUUGUUCCAAUGUGUCAUUUGUAAUAAUUUGUUUCCUCUUAAGAAAUAUUUUUUAUUAGCACUCUAAAUUUAUCAGGUGCCAAACAACGAAAUAUUUUUUAGAAUAUUCCAAAGGAAAAUCUGCUUUAAUGUCAGCAUGUUGUAAUUCUCUCAUUUUUUUAUUUUUUUUUAAAUCUCACCAUACUGUCAUUUAACUGGAAAUAGAUUCCACAGCUAUUUUUGGUCCUUCUCUGAAAUUGUGACAUUUGUUUAAAAUAUAGAUGCAAGUUUGCACACAUAUUUUUAUUAUUUUUUUGAAAACAAAAAUUAUUAAAAACUUAUUUAGCUAUUGUCUUCAAUAUAGGUGAAAUAAAUUCAACAACUUUUUAUGGUCUCACAAAAGCAUGUCAUUUGAAACAUUAAUAAAUAUCUUUUAAAAAGGUGGGGAAAUAACUGAAAUAUAAAUCCCAUCUAAGUAACAUAGAGUAUUUCAUAUAAGCAGUAAAAACAAGUUUCAUUUCUUUAUCCAUAAAUAUGAUCCUGCUGGACUAGUUAUAUCCAUCCAUCCAUAUUUUUUCUUACCACUGCAUUAAUAAUUAUAUAAAUAUAUUGAAACAUUUAGAUAUUGAUACAUACUGAAUAAAUGUUUUUAGCUGUGUUAUUAUUGUAGUCGAUGUUCACCACUUCUGUCUUCUAGGGGGGCUAAAGACUUGAACAGUUUUAUCCAUCAGCUUGCAUUGGCCUAAGAGAAGUCAUAAUGAGUGCUGUCAAAGCUGCAUUUAUACUAGAUGUCCAGGACGGACUAGAAUUAUUUUCACUUCAAAUAUAUAUAUAUAUAUAUAUAUAUAUAUAUAUAUAUAUAUA